This is a messenger RNA of Ostreococcus tauri, 1578 nucleotides long. Its product is annotated as P-loop containing nucleoside triphosphate hydrolase. Lineage: Eukaryota; Viridiplantae; Chlorophyta; Mamiellophyceae; Mamiellales; Bathycoccaceae. Gene Ontology annotation, molecular function: ATP binding; peptidase activity; ATP hydrolysis activity. The transcript has a single exon. The record is from RefSeq and is a predicted model, not a curated record. Bases 1 to 1578 code for a protein of 525 amino acids. Gene Ontology annotation, cellular component: HslUV protease complex.
AUGUCGCGACGAAGGAUUUUUUCGCUCGUCGAUCGCGCGCGCGCGGGCGUCGAACGCGUCGUCGACCGCGCGCGCGUGGACGUCGACGUGCGCACCGCGACCGCGCGGAUGCGGAUGCGCUCGACGCGCGCGCGGGGUGGGGGCUCGUCGAGCGCGAUCGGACGAAGAAAGAGCGCGACGCCGAGCGCGGUGCGGGUGACGGUGAUCGAGGACGACGCCCGGGGGGGGGGCGGGGACGCCGAGCGCUCGCUCACGCCGGUGGCGACGAUGGCGUUGCUGGAUAGACACAUUGUGGGCCAAGGGGAGGCGAAGCGGGCGUGCGCGGUGGCGCUGCGGAAUCGAUGGCGACGGCAUCGAAUCGAGUCGCCGAUGCGGGAGGAGAUCGCGCCGAAGAAUAUAUUGAUGAUCGGACCGACGGGGUGCGGGAAGACGGAGAUCGCGAGACGAUUGGCCAAGAUCACGGACUCGCCGUUCGUCAAGGUGGAGGCGACCAAGUUUACCGAGGUGGGGUUUCACGGACGCGACGUCGAUCAAAUCAUUCGCGAUUUGGUGGACAACGGGAUCGCGCUGACGAAGCAGAAGAUGCGAGCGAAGUUUGAGAAGUACGUCGAGGAGUUGAUUGAGAAUAAAAUUUUGGAUUUCAUCUGCGGCGAGGGGGCGAACGACGAGACGCGCGAGGCGUUUCGAUCGCUCUAUCGCGAUGGUACCCUGGACGAUCGCAUGAUCGAGGUCGAUUUACCGGAUAACGCUGGGCAAGGGAUGAAGAUCGAUCCCAGCGGCGGGCCGAUUCCGAUUCACGAGCUCGUGAUCAAGGUGGAUAAGCUCUUUGGCAACCGUAAGAGCACGACAAAACGAAAGAUGACCGUGGCGGAGUGCAAGCCGCUCAUUGAGGAGAUGGAGUUCGACAACUUGUUGUCCGCGGAGACGAUCGCAAAGGAGGCGAUCACGUCGGUUGAGAACGACGGCAUCGUGUUCAUAGAUGAGAUUGAUAAGAUUGUUUCUUCGAGCGAUUACAGACACGGGGCGGACGCGAGCUCAGAGGGGGUGCAACGCGACCUCUUGCCCAUCAUCGAGGGCUCCGUCGUGAGUACAAAACACGGAAAUGUGAACACCGACCACAUCCUCUUUGUUUGCUCCGGGGCGUUCCACAGCGCCAAGCCGAGCGACAUGCUCGCCGAGCUCCAGGGCCGGCUUCCGAUUCGCGUCGAGCUUAAAGGUUUAUCUGAGCACGACUUGUACAGAAUUCUCACCGAACCGGAGAUGAACAUGAUCGCGCAACAAAAAGCACUGAUGAAGACAGAGGGAAUCGAUUUAGUUUUCACCAACGAAGCGAUCGAGCACAUCGCCAAGCUCGCGCACAAGGUGAACAAGACGGUGGAGAACAUCGGUGCGAGACGUCUGCACACUGUUCUCGAGCGCAUCGUCGAGGAGUUAUCGUUCUCGGCACCCGAAAAAUACACAAAGUUCAUCGCCGACGGCGGCGCGGGUGAACUUGUGGUCACCAUCGACGUCAAGGACGUCGACGAAGCUCUCGGAUCGAUGCUCAAAAAGGACGAUUUGAGCCGCUUUGUGUUAUAA